Phaedon cochleariae (mustard beetle) is the source of this 927-nucleotide messenger RNA. The record is from the annotation of a GenBank genome assembly. NCBI's taxonomy places the organism in Eukaryota, Metazoa, Arthropoda, Insecta, Coleoptera, Chrysomelidae.
AUGACGAAUGUGAUAAAUUCCACACAGGAUCUAGUACAUAAGGUCUACGACUACUAUCUAUGGACAUUAUCCUUAUCAGACGCAAGGACUAAAGGAUGGCCUCUGGUGGACUCACCUGUACCCACUCUAUUCUACAUCGGGGUAUAUCUCUGCAUAGUGUGGGUGGGGCCGAGAGUUAUGGCGAAGAGGAAACCACUCCAGCUAACAUGGCUAUUGAUACCUUACAACUUGUUCAUGGCAUUAUUGAACGGGUACAUCGCAGUAAAGCUAUUAACAGCAUCUACAAGACUGAGAUACAGCUAUAUAUGUGAACCUUGUAGACAGAAGUAUAACGCAGAUGAAUUACAAAUUGCUGAUGCAGUUUGGUGGUACUACUUCUCGAAACUGCUGGAAUUUUGUGAUACGUUUUUCUUCAUAUUGAGGAAAAAGGAUAAUCAGCUCACCUUCCUCCAUGUCUACCAUCACGCUACCAUGUUCGCCUUUUGGUGGAUUGGAAUCAAAUGGGUACCCAGUGGAUCCACAUUUUUACCAGCCAUGGUGAACUCAGGGAUUCACGUGAUGAUGUAUUCCUACUAUGGUCUAUCAGCUCUUGGCCCUAAAGUUGCUCAAUAUUUAUGGUGGAAGAAGUACCUGACGAUCCUUCAACUGAUUCAGUUCACUUGUGCCUUGAUCCUGGGAAUGAAUGGUAUCAGAACUGGGUGUGAGUUCCCUCUUUGGAUGCAUUACACUCUGAUUAUAUACAUGGUGUCGUUCAUCGUGCUGUUCGGAAACUUCUACGUCAAAGCCUAUAUGGAAAAAGGUAGCCAAGUAUUUUUCGGAAUGGAUGUUGGUUGCGGCCAAGGCAAUACGUACAUGGAGAGGAACAAAAAUAUAUCGAUACAAUCGCACAAUGGAAUUCAAAAUGAUAUCGAGAAGAAAUACAUGUAG